Messenger RNA from Carassius auratus (goldfish), 4855 nucleotides. Its product is annotated as cyclic nucleotide-gated cation channel beta-1. The transcript has 22 exons. Gene Ontology annotation, biological process: monoatomic cation transmembrane transport; retina homeostasis. The record is from RefSeq and is a predicted model, not a curated record. Lineage: Eukaryota; Metazoa; Chordata; Actinopteri; Cypriniformes; Cyprinidae. Gene Ontology annotation, molecular function: protein-containing complex binding; intracellularly cAMP-activated cation channel activity; intracellularly cGMP-activated cation channel activity. Bases 1087 to 3624 code for a protein of 845 amino acids. Gene Ontology annotation, cellular component: plasma membrane; intracellular cyclic nucleotide activated cation channel complex; photoreceptor outer segment.
CUUGUAUUCUGCGUCGUCUCAAGUAAAGAAUGGCGCAGUUUCUCCACUUCCAAAAUGAACAUAUUUAUCUUUCUAGUUAAUCGCGUCAACAUAUCAUAAAACUUCUAUCGCGUUAAUGUAUAAACAAACGGCACAAAAAUAUAUGGAUAUGGACACUGCAUCACCUGAUGCGCUCAGAAACCGCGUCUGAUUUCAGAGUGUCAAGCACAUUUAGUUAAGGAGUUUGUUCCAGAAAGACAAGGCAGAGGCUAUAGACACUGCGGUGACUGUUGAAACCCCAGUGGAGGAGUUUAAGUCCUCUUCACCUCUACAGAAAGAACCAGAGCCUAAAUCUGAAUCUGAACCUGAGCCUGAGGAGCUUCAUGAGGAGGAGGAUCCCAGGAACUCCAGUGAAGCUGAAGAAGAAUCUGAGCCGAUCACCCAGCAACCUCAGUCCAUUACCAGCACCUCUGUUUCACGAACUGAUUCACCGGUGGAGAGUACAGCUCCUGAAGAGGAAAGCAGUGUCCCUUCCAGAUGUGAUGUUCUGAAGAGAUGUUUCAUGCAUGUACCAUAUGCUCCACAGGCCCUUGACAACUUCAACCAGUUCUUAAAAGACAUCGAUGUCACUUUGCCCAGAGUGCCUUCCAUGCCCAAUCCGCCUCCUGCUCUCUCUCAAAUCACCCAACAGCUGCCGUCGCUUCCUUCUCAACUGGCACAUCUCCCUCAACGAAUUUCCCAGCGAUUCUCCAAAAUCACCCCACAAUUCCCAAACCAGACGCUUUUCAGUGCUCCUCAUUUUCCCAGCUUCCCCGUGCAGUUAUCCAGCCUCCCACAACAGCUGUCCAAAAUUCCACAACAAAUAAUCCAACCUCCCGCAAAAGGUAUCCAUUUUUCCACAAAGGCUGACCAGCAUUCCACGGUUUUCCAUCCUUCCACAACAGGUCUCCAACAUUCCGCAACAACUCUCCAGCGUUCCACAACAAAUAUCCAGCAUCCCACAAAAGAUAGCCAGCAUUCCAUAGAAGAUCUCCAGCAUUCCACAGUGUGCCCAGGAGUGAUAUUCUAACAUUAAGAGCCAUCUCAACAAACUUAAGCCGGAACAGGAUGGCCAAGGAGCAAUUGCAGGAGACUAGGGAUUUGGAGUUGAACCGUCUUGUUCACCAGUCCCCACUCCAUUCCCCUUGUAUCCCUUCACCCUCUUCCCCAAGCUCUGUCCUAGACCUGCCCAAUGUGCCCUCUUACCCCCGUCUUCCACCCAUCACCCCUUCCAAGCAGUUGUCAGGCGUCUCCAACCCUGUCUUCCACAUUGAGGAUGACCCCACCUCUGCUAGACCCUCAGUGAGCUCCAGACUGAGGGUGCACCCAGCCGUGAAUGUGGAAGAUGUCGACUCCGACCGAGGGAAAGUAGGAAGAAGAUCUCAUCCCAUAGCACCAAUAAUAAACCCACAGGACCCCAACCUCAAAACCCUCACUGUCCCUGGUGCCCGUAAAGCUAAUCGGACAAGAGAGAGAAAACCACAGACAGUUUGGACCAAGAUCAAGAGACUUUACUCACAAGAUGAUGAGGAAGAGGAGAAGUUAGAAACUGCAGUCCAAGUCUUGCGAAACCAGAGUACCAUCUCAAGUGCAGAUGAUGGGCUAAAUCAACGAGCAUCCUCUUCAGCCAGCCAAACUGGUACUGUAGUAAAUGAGAGGUUACAGGAGCUGGUCAAGCUGUUCAAAGAGAGAACAGAGCGAGUUAAAGAGAAGCUGACUGAUCCAGAUAACUCUGAUGAUGAAACACCACCCGACUCCCCAGCUAAGCAAGCUCCAGCUCCUCCUCCUGAACCUCCUGCAGAGCAGACAACAGAGCAGGAGGAAUCUGAAGCCCCUGGUGAGAAAGAAGAGGAGAAAACAAAGCUCCUGUGGUGUAAAGUGAAACCUCAAUCCAGGACUAGUCGGCUUCUGCAGUACCGUUUUCCAUCCAGCAUCGACCCCUUCACUAAUCUGAUCUACGUACUCUGGCUGUUUUGCGUGUCUUUGGCGUUUAACUGGAACGCGUGGAUGAUUCCUGUGCGUUGGGCAUUUCCAUAUCAAACACCAGAUAACAUCCAUGUGUGGCUGUUGAUUGAUUACUUAUGUGAUGCCAUCUAUAUACUGGACAUCCUGACCUUUCAACCCAGACUGCAGUUUGUGCUUCAUGGAGACAUUGUGACCAGCAAGAAAGAGAUGAGAAAUAAUUACAUUAAAGCUGUACGAUUCAAGCUGGAUGUGGUCAGUCUGCUUCCUCUGGAGCUUUUUUACUUCAAAACAGGGAUUAAUCCACUUCUCCGCUUGCCCAGGAUCCUGAAGUUUAUGUCUUUCUUUGAGUUUAACAAGCGUCUGGAAUCUAUACUGACCAACGCUUACGUUUACAGAGUUAUUCGAACCACCACCUACCUACUGUAUGCGGUCCACUGCAAUGCCUGUCUGUACUACUGGGGCUCUUCAUUUGAAGGUCUGGGUUUCUCAGAAUGGACCUAUGAUGGGAAAGGCAAUAAUUAUUUUCGCUGCUACUACUUUGCUGUGAAGACUUUGCUUACCAUUGGUGGCCUGCCAGAACCCACAACACUUUUUGAGAUUGUGUUUCAGCUCAUCAAUUACUUUAUUGGAGUGUUUGUGUUCUCCAUCAUGAUUGGUCAGAUGAGAGAUGUUGUUGGUGCAGCGACUGCGGCUCAGACAAACUAUCGUGCCUGUGUGGAUAACACAGUGAAGUACAUGGCUUCCUACCGCAUCCCUAAAGAUGUGCAGAACAGAGUGAAAACCUGGUACAGCUACACCUGGCAGUCCCAAGGCAUGCUGGAUGAACAAGAACUGCUAGAUCAACUACCUGACAAGAUGAGGCUGGAUAUAGCAGUGGACGUCAGCUACAACAUUAUUAGUAAAGUGCCACUCUUCCAGGGCUGUGAUAGACAGAUGAUCUUUGACAUGCUGAAGAGUCUCAAAUCAGUGGUGUACCUUCCAGGAGACUAUGUCUGCAAGAAGGAUGAAGUGGGCCGUGAGAUGUACAUCAUAAAGGCAGGGGAAGUCCAGGUAGUCGGUGGUCCUGAUGGAAAGACAGUUUUUGUGACCCUGAAAGCAGGAGCUGUGUUUGGAGAGGUCAGCUUGCUUGCUGUGGGCGGAGGAAACCGGCGGACAGCUAAUGUCGUAGCACGUGGUUUUGCUAACCUUCUUAUCUUGACCAAAAGGGACCUGAAUGAAAUCAUGGUGCACUAUCCACAGUCCCAGAAACUGCUGUGCAAGAAAGCAAAGAAAAUGUUGAUGAAGGAUAAAAAGCCUGCUGAGAAGAAAGAGGAAGAAAAGGAGCCCAUCCCGAUCAUUCCUCCUCCUGCCGAGACGCCCAAACUGUUAAAAGCAGCGCUAGAGCUGACAGAGAAAUCCGGAAUGAAAGGGACAUGGUCCAAACUUAAGGGUAGGACCAACAGAUCGAGUGUCUCCUCGCAGCACUCCAUCUCUUCUUCUGCAGCACCUGACUCACCAGUCCAUGAACCGCACUCAGAUCAAGACGCAGAUACUCUGUCUCAGAUAUCAGACAGCUCACUGCAAAUCCCCACGACCCCCACCAGCGCUGGAGACGGGAAUGUAUUUGCUGAAGAGGGUUCGGUGGAGGAGGAAACUAAAUAGCAAAGAAGGAAUCUAGUGGCAAAUAAAGCAGCCAUGAAAUAACCCAGACAUCUGAGACCAUCAAAAUAAUUUGCAGGAUACUAUUGUGCUCAGUGUUUUGCUUCUGAAACGGGUCAUGAGGUCAGGUACAGUCAGUGAACUCAGGAAUGCACAAAACUGUCUUCUCGCUUAGUUUUCUCAUUCAGAAUAUAUACUAAUGAUACAAUAAUAAGCAGAAUAUAACUUCUGAUACAUCAAUAAGCUAACAUACUAGCAUAAACCAUGAGGUGGACCCAGGAUGUCCGGUUGCUUUUAGCUUUGGUCUUUGGUUUGAUAAGUGCCUUAAUAAACCCUAAACUUUGCACUGUACACACCCUCAGUGCUCACUGCUAUAUGACCUCAUAUAUUUUUAGCAUUAUGUAGCAUUUAUUGCCAGUUUUAUGCCAGUGUCCUGAGGAUUCACUUAAUAACACAAUGAUUUUCAGCUGUCUGGCCUGUUUGAAGCAGAGUAGGUCUAAACUUAAGAUGUUAUAUUAAUAUGAUAUGCACAAAUACUUUGUAACAUUUUCUGUGAAUAAACUGCAUCUUUUGGAAUUAUUGUUAUUCCUUCAGGUUGGUUAGUUUCUCUGUGCAACAUCUGUCUGCUGUGCUGAAGACAAUAGUGUCAAAAUGUGAAAUACAAGUGAUUUUAUUCUUUUGUUCAUGAUGUCCAGAUGUAGCGGAAAAAGCUUUUUUUGUUGUCGUUUUUUUUUUCACAAUGUGGAAAGAUUUCGCCGACAUUAACGAAACAAAAUCAAAUAGUUAACAGCUUUUCAGAACCAAGAAUAGAUGGGCAGAAGGUUUGUAAAUUUAAAUUGCCUUUAUGUAAACUCUCUUUGAUUAGUUGUUUUUAAUCAUUUUCUUGUUUUUAUAGCUUCCUUGAUACAGAAGUGUGCAUCAAAGACUGGGAAUUUAGUUGUUCUUAUUGGACAAUCACAUGUAAAUGGCAUAUAUACUUUUGAGCUAGCAGCUAGACAUGGCAUUUUGUACAAGCUUUAUGAGUAUGUGAAAAUGUUAAUUGCUGAUACUGUUAAUUAUUUAUGUUAUAUUGCUGUUGCAGAAUGUUAAAUAUGUGUUUAGUUCAUUCUUAGUAGCUGAAAUGUUUUAUGGGCUGAGAGACUCAACUGUAAAUAAUUCAGAUAACUGUAAAUAAUAAUAGUACUCCAAGUCAAUGUUGAGUGAGUUGAAAUGACUUGGCUAGCGUGAAAUUGUG